CAUCCUGUACAAUGGAUUAAAGUGAGCUAAAAUAACUACUAUAUCUCUGCUUUUUUAUUUUAUUAAGUGCUCCAACUCCUUUCUACCUCGAAAGCGUAAAUUGGAUAUUUGAGAAACAUGUUCGUAAAUACAAGGACAUUUUCGAGUGUCAUAUAACAACUUCCAAUGUCACGUGUUGAGCAAUCGGUCAUGAGGUUUAUUGUGUACAAAAGGUAAGCGCCACCUGUCACCAACAGCACAAGGUCGGCUGAUAACAGGUAAAGAAAGGAAGAGCAUCUACCGUGACAAAAUGGUGUCAUUAAUCUGCACGCUCCAGGACCAUCGAGAUGAAGUAUAUUGGUGCGCGUUCUCCCCCACACUACUGGCGACUUGCUCCGGGGAUAAGACCAUACGUAUCUAUAACACCAAUGACUUCUCGGAGUUGCCGUUUUCGCCUCUGUCAGGCCAUCGCUAUGGAGUUCACUGCUGCAGUUUCAGUGUAUGUGGCACCUACUUGUUCACCUGUUCCACAGACGCUUUAACUAUCAUGUGGAGUAUGGCAACAGGUGAGGUAAAGACGAAAUUUGAACAUCCUGGAGGCAGCCCAGUCAGGGUGUGCUCACUGUCUCCCGACUCCUCUCUCCUGCUAUCAGGGGCAUCAGAUGGAACCUUGGCCCUUUGGGAUUUCCACUCUAAGAAAUUACGCAAAUCUAAGGCCGUGACAGAGGCCACGGUGAUGGCGUGCUGCUUCACUCCGUGUGGUCAGAUGUUUGUGACAGGAUGUACAUCUGGAGAUAUCAAAGUGUGGGAUUUGGACAUGAAGCAGCUCUAUGCAGAGAGGGAUGCCCAUGAUAUGGGGGUGGCCUGCUGCCAUUUUGCACCCCAGUUUGACAUUGAUUUCAGUUCGGUCGAGUUUCGAUUGGCCUCCUGUGGACAGGACAGUCAACUGAAGGUAUGGAUCGUAUCUCAGCAUGGUGCAGCAGCCUGUGAGAUGAAGCUGCUCCACACUCUGACUGGUCAGUCGGCCCCUGUGCUCUCCUGUGCCUUCUCUUCUGAUGGUGAGCUGCUUGUCUCAGGCUCAGUGGAUAAAACGGUGACCGUGUACAAUGCGAGCGAUGGAGUCCUCCUUCACACUUUGAAACGGCAUGAGAGCUUUGUGACAGCCUGUGCCUUCUCUCCAACCCUGCCCUGGAUUGCUACUGGCUCCAUGGACAAGAAGGUCAACGUGUGGAGGAUAGCAGAUAGAGAUAGUGGGCAGGCUCAACCCAGGAACCCCUCGUGCCAAGGAGCAGGAAGGAAGCUGUCAGGUCACUCCAGGCUGCUGGUGAGCGACUGGUCCGAGGAGGAUGUGUUGGCCUGGCUGAGUGAGGAGGGUCUGGAGGAGCUGGUCACAACCUUCACAACCAAUAACAUAGACGGGCCUGAGCUGCUCUGUCUGACCAAGGAGACCCUGGCCUCAGAGCUGAGCAUCGAGUCGGUGGGUCUCCGUGGUAAAGUCCUGAGGAAGGUGGAUGCUCUGAAGGCAGAGUUGACGGGACUAGACGCCCCAGAUGAGUUCCUCUGUCCAAUCACCAGAGAGGUGAUGAAGGACCCUGUCAUUGCUGCAGAUGGAUAUUCCUAUGAGAGAGAGGCCAUUGAGAGUUGGAUCAGCGCUAAGAACCGCUCCAGUCCCAUGACCAACCUACCUUUACCAACCACUCUGGUCAUGCCCAACAGAAGCCUGAAGACUGCUAUUGGCCGUUGGACUGCCACUCAGUGAUGGAUUGGUGUACGAGUAAUCAGUAAUGCCUUACUCUGAAGCAGACUGUAAAAUGAGGUCACCCAAUUGUUUCCUAUGAGAAUACUCAGUGGUGCAUUUGAUGAUCAGGAAGUGUCAUUUCAGCAUGUCGCCAUCUUGCUACAUGAAGUUUUUGGAAACAUUGCAUGCGUAGUUUGAGCUACUCUAGGAAGUGACGGUGCAGGCUAGCUCAGUGCUACCCCCUCUCAUGGAGAACCUCAAGUUGAAGGCCAACCAGGUACUACAGGCUACCAUUUGUAACUAAAUGAUCCUUAGAACUUUGUCUGUGUGUGAUUUUAAAGGAAUUGCUUCAAAGACAUACACCCAGUGAAAUAGAAAUCAUGUACCAUGAUUGUGUUUGGAAAAGGUUUUUAUAUCCACAAAUAUUUACCACAAAAAUCGCCAUUUCCCCAUUCACUAUAAAUGGGGGAUCUUGUUUUCUGGAAACAAUGCCUGCAGUACUGUGGUCGGCCUUCAACUUGAAAUCCUCAAUGCGAAGGGGGCAUUUCAGAAUCAAGACAAAUUUGUACAAUGUAAUCACUGACAAUCAGUUCACCGCACAGUUCUAUUACAUACUUUUGAUUAAACAAGGGUGAUUAUUCAUCAAUGAAUGAUA
Molecule: messenger RNA, 2372 nt
Organism: Oncorhynchus nerka (sockeye salmon)
Lineage: Eukaryota; Metazoa; Chordata; Actinopteri; Salmoniformes; Salmonidae
Product: WD repeat, SAM and U-box domain-containing protein 1-like
Exons: 12
Coding region: 290-1738 (482 amino acids)
Biological process (GO): protein ubiquitination
Molecular function (GO): protein binding; ubiquitin-protein transferase activity
Source: RefSeq, a predicted model, not a curated record